Messenger RNA from Chrysemys picta bellii (western painted turtle), 604 nucleotides. NCBI's taxonomy places the organism in Eukaryota, Metazoa, Chordata, Testudines, Emydidae. The record is from RefSeq and is a predicted model, not a curated record.
AUGAAGAGGACUAAUCUACAGCUACUCUGGGCCAGUGGCUGGACAAGCAGCCACGGGUGGGAGAUCUGUCCUUGUUGUCAUUACAGAUUUAUUAGCAAGGACAAACGAACACAGUCUGUCUCCCUCCAGGCGUUCCUGCCCUUGUUGAAGAAGGCUGCACAGGAGAGCACCCAGACAGGGCUCAGCUGCGGCAAGGCGGCCAUUAUCAACGUGUCCACUAUAGGGGGCUCCAUCGGGAACACCCCCAGCAUGGCCAUCUUUCCAGUCAUCUCCUACCGCUGCAGCAAGACUGCUCUGAACAUGCUCACGAGGUGCCAGUCGGUGAGAUACAAGGAAGACGGGAUCCUGUGCACUGCGCUGCAUCCGGGCUGGGUGAAAACAGAGCUGGGAACUGCCAAGGCAGAGCUGACGGUGGAGGACAGCGUGCAGGGGAUUCUGAAGGUGCUCUCCACCCUCUCUGAGAAACACCAUGGGAUUGUAGUGGACUGGACAGGAAGAAAUGUACCAUGGUGAGAGCCUGGCCUACAGGAAUGAUUUCACCAGCAGUGUUCAUAGGACACUCCAGCACCCGUCUGCAUCUCGUGAAUAAACAUCUCUGCCUGAA